CUCGAGAUGAGGGGUGUUAUCAGUCGGCCUGUCUUCUUCUUCUUCUUUUGUUCCUUGCUGCUUCUGGCACUGAGCUAUGGUGCUAUGGCCGAUGGGAAGGAGAACAGGACCACUCUGGAAUUUCGUGUUGGCGUGAUACUGGAUAAUGAAACAUGGGUGGGAAACGUCAGCUGGGCCUGCAUGUCCAUGGCCAUGGAUGAUUUCUACUCGACGCAUCCUAACUACACCACCAGGGUAGCCCUCAUUGGCAAGGACUCCAAAGAAGAUGUUGUGUCUUCUGCAGCUGCUGCGGUAGAGCUACUAUGGAAUGACAAAGUUCAAGCUAUCAUCGGUCCGCAGACAUCAGUCCAGGCCAAAUUCGUGGCCGAGCUUGGUAACAAGUCGCAGACUCCGAUCAUCUCCUUCUCCGCCACCUCCCCAUUCCUCGCCUCCUCUCGCACCCCCUACUUCGUCCGCACCGCCCUCAGCGACUCCAGUCAAGCCCAGGCCAUCGCCGCGCUCGUCCGCUUCUUCGGCUGGCGCCAGCUGAUCCCUAUCUUCGAAGACACCGACUACGGCACCGGAAUGAUCCCGUACCUCGUCGACGCUUUCCAGGCUACCGAUGAGCGCGUCCCCUAUCGUUCCAUGGUCCCCCUCAUGGCCAACAACGACCAGAUCCUCCGCGAGCUCUACAGGCUCAAGACUAUGGGGACUAGAGUUUUCGUGGUACACGCUUCAGACGCACUCACCACGCGCCUCCUCCUGAAGGCGAGGGAGGCCGACAUGAUGCAAGAAGGCUAUGCAUGGAUCGUGACCUACGGCCUAACUGACCGUUUCGGCGUCUUGGAUGCCUCCGCCAUCGACGCAAUGCACGGAGUCCUGACCGUGAAGCCCUACGUUAUGGGCUCUGCUCGGAAUGGCGAAUUCAGCACGAGAUGGAGCGAGAGACUUCGACGAGAUCACCCCACUGACAAACCAGUCCAGCAUCCAAGUGUCUACGCACUGUGGGCAUAUGACACUGCCUGGGCCAUGGCAUUGGCAGCAGAGAGUGUUGCUUUGGCAAGUAGAACUCCAAGUACUUCUCCAUCCCCUUAUCUCAACACCGCGGCUAACAACUCGUCUCUGACGGAGCUGAAGAAGCUCGAAUUCUCGCCUAAUGGCCACAGAUUGCUCGAGUCGAUGCAGGGCGUUAAGUUCGACGGAAUUACUGGAAAAUUCGAGCUCAAGGAUGGGCAGCUGGAAUCAUCGCCGUUUGAGAUUAUCAAUGUCGUGGGAAGCGCCGCAAAGAGGGUCGGCUUCUGGACGACAGAGCAUGGGGUGUCGGGUGAUUUGAACUCUAAGGCGAACCUCGAGAGCGUGGUGUGGCCUGGAAACGCUUUGGCGGCUCCCAAAGGGAUAGACUGGGAAACGGGAGGGAAGAAGCUCAGGAUCGGGGUGCCAUUGAAGAAAGGCUUCAGUGAGUUUGUGAACAGGGAGUGGAACCCUGUGACGCGUAGGAACGUGAGCGGCUUUUGUAUCGAGGUGUUUGAUCUGGUCAUGGCGUCGCUGCCUUACGUUGUGCCUUACGAGUACAUUCCCUAUGAGGACAACAACGGGGAGAUGAAGGGCAGCUACAGUGAUCUUGUUUACGAGGUUUACUUGCAGAACUUUGAUGCAGUGGUGGGAGAUGUGACCAUCACACCCAACCGGUCUUUGUACGCGGACUUCUCAGUACCCUUCACUGAGGUGGGGAUGUCGAUGGUGGUGCCCGUCAAGGACGACCGCGGGAGGAGCGCGUGGAUCUUCUUGAAGCCGCUCACCACUGAGCUCUGGUUGGCCAUCGGUGCCUUCUUUAUCUUCACCGGCCUCGUCGUCUGGGUGCUGGAGCACCGCGUCAACGACAGCUUCCGAGGCCCACCUCUGCAUCAGCUGGGCACCAUCUUCUACUUCUCCUUCUCCACAUUGGUCUUUGCUCACAAGGAGAAGGUGACGAGUAACCUCACAAGGGUCGUAGUGAUCAUCUGGGUCUUCGUGGUGCUCAUACUCACAUCAAGUUACACAGCCAGCUUAACCUCAAUGCUCACAGUUCAGCAACUUCACCCAACUGUUACCAACCUGCAUGAUCUGAUAAGGAACGGGGAGUAUAUUGGAUACAUGGGUGACCCCUCGAUGCUGCAUCUGCUAAACAUUGACAAGUCAAAGCUCAGAAGGUACGAGUCUCCUGAUGAAUACGAUGAUGCGCUGUCCAAAGGCAGCGCCAAAGGUGGUGUUGGCGCCAUCAUCGAUGAGAUCCCUUACAUCAAAGUCUUCAUUUCCAAGUACUGCGGCAAGUACACCAUGGUGGGAAAUAUCUACAGGACUGAAGGGUUUGGCUUCGUCUUCCAUAAAGGUUCACCUUUCGUCCCACAGAUAUCAAGGGAAAUACUGAAGGUCACUGCAGAUGUCGAGAAAAAGCUGUACAGGAACAGAACUACUUGCCCAGAGCAAAACGGAGCUGCAACAUCUGAUAGCCUCACAUUCAACUGCUUCUGGGGUCUCUUCCUCAUCACAGGAACUACCUCCGUUCUUGCACUCUUCUUGUUCUCGGCUUUCUUCUUGUACGAGCACCGCCACAUGCUGAGCACCUCCACGGACUCCGACGGAUCCUCGGUGUGGCAAAGGUUUGUUCUGAUGGUGAAGUCAUUCGAUCGGAAAGACCACUCAUCUUAUGCACUCAGAAGGUCCUGCCUCAAGGUCGAAGAAAUGAAGGCAGCACACGACCACAGUGCCCGUUCUUAUGCUACUUCGGAUUCACAUAGCACCUCAGACUUGUCCUCUGGUUCUCCCUAAGUUCUGCAGAAGCUGCAAAAGGAAAGUAUUCAUAUUGUUCUUGUCCUAGCAACUCCUACGAGUAUGGAAGAAUAAACCAAAUGUGCUACAGAAGUAUACUGAAAUGGGAAAAUAGAGCAUAUUGCAUGACGAGAUCUUUAUACGAUUAACACGUUUAGGACUCGAUGAAAGAUUUGAACCAGUUCAAAGCAUGGGAAGAAUUGAACCGACAGCCAACUGGACCAAAUUCUACGUCUAAAUCCAUGAAACGGUCGUGAAACGAAGGAUGGAAACGAAAAAAGGGUUUGCAAAUCGAGAUGCACUUUGGUAUUAUUAAAAAGUUGGGGAUGAUCGUGAAAAUAUUGAAAAGGAGAACUUUUUCCGCGAAAAGGCAUAAGUUUGGGGGGUUUUCCGAAAAUUAUCCCUACUAUAAGCAUGUAAAAUAAUAUUAUUUAAUUGUUGAGGGGCUUUUUCAGUAAACGUCUAGCCGACAUCGAUAGCGACUCGAGAACUCUUCCCGAUCGGUAUCCUGAAACCCUUUGGCCCCACUCACGUAACCGCAUCGCCUCCUCAAACGAGCAGGUCUUGUCGAAGCAGAAGCAUUGGCUGAGAUCUCGUUCUCUCUUCUUCUUCUCCGGCCAUCUUUUCUUGCUUUGUUUCCCAGCCAUUGAAUUCGAAGUAUCCCAGUAUCACAUGUUCAGCAUAAGACGAGGAAAGAGGGGCAAAGAAAAUACCUUAAACAAAGCAAGGUAUUUUCUGACAUCGGCCAAUGAUUGCUGUUGGGCUUUCAGCUUCUCCACGAUGGCUGUUGGCACUGAGGGAAGGAAGAGGAAGAGGAAGGUCGAGCGACCGGGUGCUGAUGACCGACUCAGGCCUCACAUGCCAGUCAAGAAGGCGAUAGAAUUGGUAAAGAACAGCCUUUCCGCGCCCAUGGAAUUGCCUACCUCCCUUUACGUCGAAGCCAAUGACCCCGAUUUCCCCAGAGGUGGAGGGGUCGUUCCGAGUCCGAAUGAGGAGGCAGAGGCUCGGAUGGAAGCGGAAGACGUGUAUGAAAGGGGGAAGAAGGAUUCGAGGAAGAAGGCCAAGACGGGGAAGAAGGGGUCGAAGAGACCGCCAGCGGAUAUUGAGGAUGAUUUGAGUUCUUUUUUCGGCAAUGAUGUUAGGUUUGAUCCCGAGUGCCCUUUAAGAUUGAUGUAGAUUGACAGAGAAUGACCCUUGUAAUGAAGAAAUCGUAUAUUGGGAUUGCCAAUUAUGUUGACAUGAGACGUGAUAUCGGUGAUGAUCAUGAUGUUGCUUCUUCCAUGGAAGAUGUCUUGCUUGGUUUGCAUAAUAAAGAUAGCUUACCUGACUCUCAAAAGAUUUCUGGGCAUGAUAAUGGAGGCUGUGAGAAUCUCAUUCAAUCAGGAACAAGGGUUUCUGUUCCUUCUCUUCAGGUUAUCCUUAAUGACUCGGAAGCCUCUGAUGGUGAUAAUCCUGUAAUUGCAAAUCACAAUGAUAAUGAGAAUUGUGAGGUUGCCAAAAGGAACAAAUACAUGAAGAAAAAGGUCAAGGAGGAAAAGGAGCUCAAAAUUAGUGCUUCUGAAGAGAGGCUACUGAAGGAUGACAUUCCAAGAACAGAAGAUGAAAUUGAGAAAUUGGUUAGGGUCUCCUAAUUGUAGUUUUGUCUGGAUAAAGUACAUGGCUUAUAUACUCUCUCUGGCAGAUAUUGAGAAAGCAUGCUCCAUUGCUGAAAGGGAUCUGUUUGGGUGAUGAGGAAGUAAUUCAUGCCUUAUUUUAGAGGGCAACAUGCUUAAGUUUGCCACCCAAAAAAAUGAAGUUCCUGUUCACAAAGUAUCUUAACUAUGAAAAAGCCCAUGGUGACGAAGACCGGGUUGAACAUGUCACGCGGAAGGCAUUGGAAUAUGCCGAGAGCUCUCUUAUUUGAGCUUUCCUGCAAGGUACUUGAGGAUCUUCACAACCUGCCUUUGUGGAUUCAGCCAAUUCUUUACCUGAAGAGUCUGCUAUGAAGUUUGCAGUUGCAGCAGCCAGCCAGUUCACAAAUGUAAAUGUCUGCGAAGAAGGUAUCCAGAUCCUCUUGUGAAUGGCAGUUGACAAAAAUGUAAUUUUUGAUAGCAGCAAAGCCUCCGUAUCAACUGUUUGAGAUCUUAUCUACAUCCUGAGAGUUUCGUUUCUGGAAAUUUGAUUUCGAAUUCUUCUGUAAAUGCGGGAAGUGUACUUACGAGUUAAUUCGUUGGCACGACAAACGUUUUAACAAGAUAGAACAUAUUUAUGUUCA
Musa acuminata AAA Group (dessert banana) is the source of this 5041-nucleotide messenger RNA. RefSeq names its product glutamate receptor 2.9-like. The record is from RefSeq and is a predicted model, not a curated record. Gene Ontology annotation, molecular function: signaling receptor activity; ligand-gated monoatomic ion channel activity. Lineage: Eukaryota; Viridiplantae; Streptophyta; Magnoliopsida; Zingiberales; Musaceae. The coding region runs from base 7 to 2787 and encodes 926 amino acids. Gene Ontology annotation, cellular component: plasma membrane. The transcript has 11 exons.